Jaculus jaculus (lesser Egyptian jerboa) is the source of this 1721-nucleotide messenger RNA. It is a transcript of the gene Lpxn, whose product is annotated as leupaxin. Gene Ontology annotation, biological process: substrate adhesion-dependent cell spreading; negative regulation of B cell receptor signaling pathway; endothelial cell migration. Bases 58 to 1278 code for a protein of 406 amino acids. NCBI's taxonomy places the organism in Eukaryota, Metazoa, Chordata, Mammalia, Rodentia, Dipodidae. The record is from RefSeq and is a predicted model, not a curated record. The transcript is spliced from 9 exons.
UCACCACAAAGCAGUUCUUCACAACCUGUGAGCCCAGAGCCCUUCCAGUGUUGGACAAUGGAAGAGUUGGAUGCCUUAUUGGAGGAACUGGAACACUCUACACUCCAGGAGAGCGAUGAAUAUUCGAACCUAGUUCCUUUUCCUGUGCAUCAACAUUCCAAACAGGAAAGGGAGCUUGCCAAGGCUUCAGAGACCUUGUCUACUCAGCAUAACACAAGUCCCUUAAAGGAGCAGCUUGUGUAUACUACCAAUACCAAGGAUCCCAGUGUCUACAGUGAGGUCCAAUCACCAAAGGAAUCAGCACCACAUCCUAAAACCUCAGCAGCUGUUCAGCUGGAUGAGCUCAUGGCUCACUUGAGUGACCUGGAGGCCAAGGUGGAAGUGAAAGGAGAUGCCAGCAAGAAGCACUUACCAGACAAGCAAGAUUACAGGGCCUCCUUGGACUCAAUGCUUGGGGGUUUGGAACAAGAAUUGCAGGACCUUGGAAUUGCCACAGUGCCCAAGGGUCACUGUGCUUCCUGUCAGAAACCAAUUGCUGGGAAGGUGAUCCAUGCUCUGGGACAAUCUUGGCAUCCAGAGCACUUUGUCUGCACUCACUGCAAAGAAGAGAUCGGCUCCAGUCCCUUCUUUGAGCGAAGUGGCUUGGCCUAUUGCUCCAAGGACUACCACAACCUUUUCUCUCCACGAUGUGCCUACUGUGCUGCUCCUAUCACAGAGAAAGUGCUGACGGCUAUGAACCAGACAUGGCACCCGGAGCAUUUCUUCUGCUCCCACUGUGGAGAGGUGUUCGGUGCAGAAGGCUUUCACGAGAAGGACAAGAAGCCAUACUGCCGCAAGGAUUUCUUAGCCAUGUUCUCUCCCAAGUGUGGUGGCUGCACCCGCCCAGUGUUGGAAAACUACCUUUCAGCCAUGGACACCGUCUGGCACCCAGAGUGCUUUGUGUGUGCGGUCUGUACACUCAGCUAUUUUUCGGGUUUAGGGAAAAUCAAUGAGAUUUCUUCUCUGAGGGACUGCUUCAGAAGUUUUUCUACUGGUUCCUUCUUUGAACUGGAUGGACGCCCAUUCUGUGAGCUCCAUUACCAUCACCGCCGAGGGACCCUCUGCCAUGGCUGUGGACAGCCCAUCACUGGCCGCUGCAUCAGUGCCAUGGGGCACAAGUUUCACCCUGAGCACUUUGUGUGUGCUUUCUGCCUGACCCAGCUGUCAAAGGGCAUCUUCAGGGAGCAGAAUGACAAGACCUAUUGUCAACUCUGUUUCAAUAAGCUCUUUUCAUUUUAGUCCCCUCUGACCCACAUCUACUUCAUCUAUUAAGAAGGGAAGGAGUAUGUUUGCUGCUCUCAGAUGUCUGCUCAGUAUGCUUAAAGGUGAUGAGCAAAUAGAAAUUUCUAGAUGCUAUAUGAUUAGACUUGUUUUUUUCAUUUUCAAAGUCAUUAUCAUUUUUUAAAACUAGGUACAUGGAUGUAGAUUUAGGUCCCUCUGGUGUGUCUUUCUGUGUGUACUAUUCAUUUUCUUUUUCCAUUUUUACCUCUUCCAAUGGCCCUACUCAGGUCUUCAGCUGUGGCCCCCAGAGUCAUUCACAGUUUUCUCUGUGUCCCCAUAGCUCACUGCCUCCAAGCUUCCUGCAUGUCCCCAUGACUCACUGUCUCCUAACAGCUGCUUUGACUUUGUCCCUGCUGUCAGGAGUCAUGAUGUCACGCUUUGCACUUUGUAUCUCCCUUCAA